GUAUACAUUUCUCUUGCGAAUGACUUUAAGAAUCGGGCCCCAGUAGGCCUAUUCUGUAACUCGUUAAGACGGUUAACGACGGGUUUCGGUUCGUUAAGUUACCGAAGCGACGCGGUAGCGAGAAAUGAUAUUCUGUAAGUCGUGGUAACGAAUUUUGUCGGUAUCGCAGUCGGUAAGUUAACGAAAUUAGUCGAUAGCGGCGAUUACCGAAGCGAGGGGUUCGGGACCCCUCGUUAACGUGUAACGAGGCUCGAUAGCGUGCGUAACCAUCAAACUGUGCGUACUUUUCUCAUAUUCGUUGGAGAUUAGAGGUUAGGUUGAGCACGUUUAGUUUUCGUCUUCGGACUGCUCCGGACGAAACUAACCUUGAAAAACCCCCGUAUUUUUCUUAUGGUGGUUUGUGUUUUGGAGAAAAUUUAAAAAAAAAAAGAAAAGCAAGGGAACAUAAUAAUGGCUGUCGGAUUUCUCGCUUGGGAACUUAUGAUUCUACGAGAAAGAGUACGACAGAUGGAAAGGCGCGUAGAGCGGAGAGUAUUGCGAGACGCACAGAAUCCAUUUGAUCUCCCUCGUAACGAGUUUAUGAACAUUUUUCGCAUUAGUCCAGAUCUUGCAUUGGAAAUAACAAAUUUGAUAAGGCCUGAUUUGAUUCGCCAACGUUCUACUGGUAUAUCUCCGGAAAUACAGACGUUGAUAGCAGUUCAGUUUUAUGCGCAUGGCAGUUAUCAAAGGCCAACGGGAGAUCAAUUCAACUUUAACGUAAGUCAGCCAACAGUUAGUCGAUGUCUCCACGCAGUGACAGCUUCGAUUAAUCAGCGACUCUUACGUCGAUGGGUACAAUUUCCGAUGACUCGGGAAGAACGCCAGGCGGCGCGUGCCAAAUUCGCAAAUGCACCACAACCAUUUGAGGGAACAAUUGGAGCAAUUGAUUGUACCUUUGUUAACAUUUUGGGGCCAUCUGAACACGAAGAAGCAUUUGUAAAUCAUCAUGGGAAUCACUCGUUGAAUGUGCAAGCCAUAGUUGAUACAGAUAUGAAAAUAUUGAAUAUCAAUGCAAGGUGGCCAGGAGCAAGAAACGAUGCAUACAUUUGGAGCACUUCUCCAAUCCGUCGAGCUAUGCAAUUUCAUUACGACAGAGGCGAGCGUCGAACUUGGUUAAUUGGUGAUGCUGGAUAUCCGUUGGAACCGUGGCUCAUGACGCCCUUGCCACAUUACCCUGAAGGAACUCGGCAAUUCGAAUACACGAGGGACUUGUGUAAAGCAAGAAAUGUAGUGGAGCGAUUUUUCGGUUGUUUCAAGGGUAUGUGGAGAUGUUUAUCGUAUCAACGCGUAUUGAUGUACGAUCCGACGUUUGCUGGACAUAUCGUGAAUGCCUGUGCUGUAUUGCAUAAUAUGCGACUUUAUCAUCGCCUUCCUGCAGCCGACUACUACGAUGCCGUUGAUGAUGGUGUCAAUAAUAAUAAUGUACAAAUACGAGACAAUGAUCAAGGUGAUGAAAAUAUUAGACAAGGCCCUCGUGCCCUAGCGCAGCGCAUUCAGAGUCAAUUAAUGCGCGAACGAUAUGAACACCUUCCCGACGGUAAUGCGAAUGCCAACUAAAUGUAUGAAAUAACAAAUCAAAUACAAGUGAUGUUAAUUUUUGAUCAUUUUAUUUAGCUGAUAAUAUUAUCACAUAAUUGUACAUAUAUUUUAUUGUCUAAAUCAUAUAAACUUUUGUAACUUUUAAUAAACAUUAUAGUAUUAAA
Monomorium pharaonis (pharaoh ant) is the source of this 1742-nucleotide messenger RNA. Its product is annotated as putative nuclease HARBI1. Lineage: Eukaryota; Metazoa; Arthropoda; Insecta; Hymenoptera; Formicidae. The record is from RefSeq and is a predicted model, not a curated record. Bases 451 to 1596 code for a protein of 381 amino acids. The transcript has 5 exons.